This is a messenger RNA of Cutaneotrichosporon oleaginosum, 1083 nucleotides long. RefSeq lists its product as uncharacterized. NCBI's taxonomy places the organism in Eukaryota, Fungi, Basidiomycota, Tremellomycetes, Trichosporonales, Trichosporonaceae. Gene Ontology annotation, biological process: rRNA processing. Gene Ontology annotation, cellular component: nucleolus; small-subunit processome. The record is from RefSeq and is a predicted model, not a curated record.
CAAUCGAGCAUGUAGCAGGUUGGAGCAAGCAUUCUGCAUCUCGCAUCUCGAAGCUCUUCACUUCUAGCAGACGCUUAGUACCUCAUCCAACCAGUCAAGAUGGUCAACUCAGCACGAAAGAAUAUCAUGUCGCGGCGCAACCAUCGCGAGCGCGCUCAGCCGUUGCACCGCGCCAAACUCGGCAUCCUUGAGAAGCACAAGGACUACGUGCACCGCGCGCGCGACUACAACUCGAAGAAAGCGCGUAUCAAGAAGCUCCGUGAAAAGGCUGCUUUCCGCAACAAGGAUGAGUUCUACUUUGGCAUGGUCAAGGGGCGGACGGAGCGCGGAGUGCACAUCCAAGACCGCGGGAACGAGGCGCUGUCCGUCGACGUGGUCAAGCUUCUGAAGACGCAGGACAUGGGGUAUAUCAAGAUGCAGAUUGCGCAGGACGAGAAGAAAAUCACUCGGUUGCGCGCCCAGCUGGAGGUGACCGCUCCUGCAGGGGGAUCGGAGGAGUGGGGCGCGGCACAGGAGCUCGCCGAGGUGGAGAAGCUGGCGGAGAUGGGCGUCGUUCUGGAUCCCAGCGCGGCCCUCAAGUCGAAGAGCAAGGGGAAGGGCAGGGCGCGUGACGCUCCGUCAACCGGACACGUCGUGUUCGCUGAGGACCGGACAGAGUUUGAGGGAUAUGCCGCGAGCGGGGAGAAAGUUGAGGAGGCCGAGGAGGAGGAGGAGGCCGUUGACCUCGGAUGGCUCGAGCCCGAGUCGGCCAAGAAGAGGAAGGCCGUGAAAUCGACAGAUGCCAAUGACGAGGCCGAGGUGACCGAGGAGGAUGCGAGGAUACACCGCCUCGAGAUGCUGGCUGAGCUAUCGGCGUUGCUGGGACGUGUGCGGACACUGCGCCAAGUCGAGACACGCAUCGCGAAUCAGAAGGGGCUCAUGGGCAAGGGGGCUGCACGGCGCGUCCGCGACGCAGGCUAUGUGGAGGACCCGAGUGCGCCGGAGGACCGGAACGGAGACCGGAAAAAGUGGCAGGAGAAGAUGUGGAAGUGGAAGCUGGAGAGGAAGAAGUAGAGUUGGCCUAGAGUGUGAUCGGCACCCGCC